CCCCCGUGAGGCGGCGGUCGGGAUGGGGGCGGCUGCGAGGCGGGCCGGCCCGCGGGCGCUGCUGCUGCCGCUGGCGCUGGCCGUGGCGUGUGCGGCGCGCAGCGCCGACGGGCCCAGCAACAUGUCCUACGUGAAGGAGACUGUGGACAGGCUGCUCCAAGGCUACGACAUCCGCCUCCGCCCGGACUUCGGAGGUCCGCCCGUGGAUGUGGGCAUGCGGAUAGAGAUCGCCAGCAUCGACGUGGUCUCGGAAGUCAACAUGGACUACACCUUGACCAUGUACUUUCAGCAGUCCUGGAGGGAUAAAAGGCUCUCUUAUUCUGGAAUACCUUUGAACUUAACUCUGGACAACAGAGUGGCCGACCAGCUCUGGGUGCCGGACACGUAUUUCCAGAAUGACAAGAAAUCAUUUGUCCAUGGGGUUACAGUGAAAAACCGAAUGAUCCGACUCCAUCCAGAUGGGACAGUCCUUUAUGGCCUACGGAUCACAACAACAGCUGCUUGCAUGAUGGAUCUACGCAGAUAUCCUCUGGAUGAACAAAACUGCACACUAGAAAUUGAAAGUUAUGGAUACACUACUGAUGAUAUUGAAUUUUACUGGAAUGGAGGAGAGUCAGCAGUGACAGGAGUUAAUAACAUCGAGCUCCCACAAUUUUCUAUUGUGGAUUACAAGAUGGUAUCAAAAAGAGUGGAAUUUACAACAGGAGCAUAUCCUCGACUAUCACUUAGCUUCCGGCUUAAAAGAAAUAUUGGAUACUUCAUUUUGCAAACCUAUAUGCCUUCCAUGCUGAUCACAAUUCUGUCAUGGGUGUCUUUUUGGAUCAAUUAUGAUGCCUCUGCAGCCAGAGUUGCUCUAGGAAUCACGACUGUGCUGACCAUGACCACCAUCAGCACCCACCUCAGGGAGACCUUGCCAAAGAUUCCCUAUGUCAAGGCAAUAGAUAUUUACCUGAUGGGAUGCUUUGUGUUUGUGUUCCUGGCCUUGCUGGAAUAUGCCUUUGUAAACUACAUAUUCUUUGGGAAGGGACCUCAACGUCAAAAAAAGACAGCAGGCAGAGCAGGACAUGCUACAGGAGAGAAGAGCAGACUAGAAACAAAUAGAGUCCAGGUUGAUGCCCAUGGAAACAUGCUUCUGGAACUGCUUGAACUACGAAAUAACAUUUGCACCAUCUUCCACGAGCCCCGAGCCACUACACACACGUACGACAGUGCCAGCCUGCAGCACAGAAGAGCCACUUCCAGCAGGGACCUCUACAGCAGGAGUGCUCUGGACAGGCACAGGCUCCAUAAAAAAGGACACUUACGCAGGAGGGCAUCCCAGAUCAAAGUCAAAAUCCCUGAUUUGACUGAUGUUAACCUGAUAGACAAGUGGUCUAGAAUGGUCUUUCCCAUCAUGUUUAUUCUUUUUAAUGUUGUUUACUGGCUGUAUUAUGUCCACUAA
Camarhynchus parvulus is the source of this 1441-nucleotide messenger RNA. RefSeq names its product gamma-aminobutyric acid type A receptor beta1 subunit (gene GABRB1). NCBI's taxonomy places the organism in Eukaryota, Metazoa, Chordata, Aves, Passeriformes, Thraupidae. The record is from RefSeq and is a predicted model, not a curated record. The coding region runs from base 23 to 1441 and encodes 472 amino acids. Gene Ontology annotation, cellular component: GABA-A receptor complex; membrane; neuron projection. Gene Ontology annotation, molecular function: GABA-A receptor activity; extracellular ligand-gated monoatomic ion channel activity; neurotransmitter receptor activity. Gene Ontology annotation, biological process: chemical synaptic transmission; regulation of membrane potential; nervous system process. The transcript is spliced from 9 exons.